AGGGGUGUUUCAGGGCCAGCGUGUCGUACUUGCGCUUCUCUGCCUUGUUCCCUUUCUUGCAUGCCAGCCUCUUCCUAGUCGUCGAGGAUGACUCAAAAGUGACAUCACUGACGAAAGAGGCAAUACCGCCUAUACCGCCAGAUUGGUGAUCACCCAAAUGGCCCUUCGGCAAGAUGUCCACGCGAAAUUUGAGAUAUGGCUAUCCGUCACGUAUGAACUCCAUAGGCUGAUAGUAGCCCGUGAUGGCCUCCUCGUCUGCAGGCGUUUCGAUAGAAGCCCUCUAUUUGCCGUAAUACUGGGGACCGCCGAUUUUCUUCUGGUGUUUGAGUUGAUGAAUAUUUGCUCCACUGCAUUCACGGAGAUGCUCAUGCGCCAAGCUGGGAAAGUACAUGGGGAAUGUGGCUCCGUCGUGGGGUCCUUGACGGCCUAUGAUCCGGAUCAACUACAAAAGGUUCAUUUUUCGCCCAACGUCUCUUUUCUUCCAUACCAUCGCCCUGGCUGCUUUCCCUCCCCGUCUUCGUCAUGUUUUCCUCCAAGCCCUCAGGCCAUAGCAUCGACGUGGACCCUUUCAUACUCUAUUCUCGCUCUUUACAUGAUUAUACCCUUCAUCUAUGGACGGAGUCUAGACGGGUGGUCGAGGAGGAGACUCAGCGGGCUGAGAUGCUGAAGGAAGCUAACGCCCAAUCAGCAAAGGCUUGCAAAGGGCUUUCAACAAACUCUCAGCCCUCGCCUUCAUUUCCCCCCUCAUCUACGACAUCGAUGACUAUGAAGGACAAGGAGAAAAAGUGAACUCAAUUUCUGUUCCGUGGCGGCGUC
This is a messenger RNA of Desarmillaria tabescens, 816 nucleotides long. RefSeq lists its product as uncharacterized. The record is from RefSeq and is a predicted model, not a curated record. The coding region runs from base 158 to 667 and encodes 169 amino acids. NCBI's taxonomy places the organism in Eukaryota, Fungi, Basidiomycota, Agaricomycetes, Agaricales, Physalacriaceae. The transcript has 2 exons.